This is a messenger RNA of Durusdinium trenchii, 2321 nucleotides long. NCBI's taxonomy places the organism in Eukaryota, Dinophyceae, Suessiales, Symbiodiniaceae. The record is from the annotation of a GenBank genome assembly.
CGAAUCUCGGUCCACGAGGAACACUGAAGAUGCUGGUGGGCGGGGCUGGGCAGAUCAAGAUCACCAAGGUGGGCGACGGGCCGGCGGACCGGUGACGACCAUGGUGGCUGGCACCAUCCAAGUCUGUCGGCCUGCAGGUGAGGCAGGCCGAAUCCGCAACUGGAGGGAAUUUUUGAAUUCAACACGUCAUUCUUGCAGUGUUUUCCAGGAUUGGGUAGGACUCACCGCUAACUCUCCCAGUAGUUGUAGGAGCAAUGGAUUUUGACUCAAAACCAUUAAAGUGCGUUCAGGGAAGUCAGAGAUGUUGUCCUGCGGCUGUCAAUUGUCCAAGAGCCUUGUAGCCUUAGAAAUGAUCUCUUGGUGGGGCUAGCAAGCAUUGCUCAGCCAGUGGGCAGCAAGUGUUGUGAGGCUAGAAAUUUUGCCGUCUCCAUGUUUUUCGAGGCCCUAGGAUGCCAUCUGCAUCUGAAAACACCCCAAAGGUCUGCCGAUCCGGAUAAGUGCUUCCCGGCGCGGCCUCAUCUAGGAUGGAUCAGUGUUGCUCAGUGAGAUGCAGAUCCAGCAUCCCACAGCCUCCAUGAUCGCCCGAGCAGCAAGUGCGCAGGAUGAGUUCACAGGCGAUGGGACGACAUCCAGGCACAUAGAGCUCGAUCGUCGUCGAUUGGACUCUCUGUCAUUGAGAAGUGUGUCAAAGGUCACGCACGAAAAACCUCACACUUCACAGCACUUUCUCUCAGCCCUCCCACGCAAAUCACAGCGACAAGAGCAGCGCAUGUUCCUCUUCUCCAACGUCUCCUGGCCAUCCUGGAGAUAUACAGGGGGUCCCACCUGCCGGACACGCACGCACUCGCGGGGCUCAGUCUCCCGCGUGCGCGGACUACGUGUGUGCGCGCUCUCGGCACCCCUGCCCUGGGCGUGUGGCUCAGUGUGAUGUUCAUCGGGGAGCUGAUGAAGUUGGCCGAGCAAAGCCUGGCCGAAGGCCUCCACCCACGGCUCAUUGCAGAGGGCUUUGAGCUUGCACGCGAAGAGACAGUGAAGUUCUUGGACAACUUCAAGAUCCACAUCGACGAGCCGCUCAAGGAGCGUGAGAAGUUGGUGUGCGUGGCGAGGACGUCUUUGAGGACCAAAAUCGCACCAAACCUAGCCGAUCCCAUGGCAGAGGUCGUGGUAGAUGCUGUUCGUACCAUCAAAAAGGAGGACCAGCCUCUCGACCUCAACAUGGUGGAGAUUUUGCACAUGAAGAACAAGUUGGUGACUGAUACCCGUCUCAUCAAGGGGCUGGUUCUCGACCACGGUGCGAGACACCCUGACAUGCCAAAGCGCUUGGAAAACUGCUACAUUCUCACCGCGAACGUAUCAUUGGAGUAUGAGAAGAGUGAGGUCAACGCUGGCUUCUUCUACAGCAGUGCAGAGCAGCGAGAGAAGUUGGUGGAUUCUGAGCGGAAGUUCACUGAUGAGAAAGUCAAGAAGAUCAUUGAGUUGAAGAAGAAGGUUUGCACAGAGGAAAAUAAGAAGUCCUUUGUGCUGAUCAACCAGAAGGGCAUUGACCCGCCAUCUCUGGAGAUGCUAGCACACGAGGGCAUCAUCGCGCUGCGCAGGGCGAAGCGCCGCAAUAUGGAGCGGCUGCCCCUGGCCUGUGGCGGGAUUGCUGUCAACUCCGUAGAUGAUUUAGAUGUGGAUGAUCUUGGCCAUGCAGACCUUGUGUACGAACAAAGCUUGGAGGACGACAAGUUCACCUUCAUUGAGGGUGUGAAGAAUCCUCAGAGCUGCACUGUCCUCAUCCAGGGCUCAACGGAUCAUGCCGUUGCACAAAUGAAGGAUGCCAUCAAGGAUGGUCUUAGAGCAGUGCAGAAUGUCGUGGAAGAUGAGGCCAUCGUCCCUGGCGCCGGGGCGUUUGAGGUGGCGGCCCAUGUGCACCUCGAAGAGUUCAAACGCUCGGUGGAUGGGAAGCCUCGCUUGGGGGUGGAGAUCUUUGGAAAGGCAUUGCUUGUGGUGCCGAAGACGCUCCUGGAGAAUUCGGGCAUGGAUGUGCAGGAGAAGCUGCUCAGAGUUCUUGCUGAUCGUGAGAACAAGCAGAAGGUUGUGGGGGUCAGCGUCUCCAGCGGAGACCCCAUCGAUCCGGCCAUUGAAGGCAUCUAUGACAACUUCUUAGUCAAGAAGCAGAUGCUGGGGCUGGCUCCAGUCUUGGCAGAGCAGCUGUUGCUGGUCGAUGAGGUGAUCCGGGCAGGGAAGUCCAUGAAGAACGACGGUGGGAUGCAGGGGUAGCCAGGGAAGCUGUGGUCAAGUGGUAUGGCUCAAUUUUGGCGGGUUGGGCAACCAGUCAC